Biomphalaria glabrata is the source of this 5013-nucleotide messenger RNA. RefSeq names its product 1-acyl-sn-glycerol-3-phosphate acyltransferase alpha-like. NCBI's taxonomy places the organism in Eukaryota, Metazoa, Mollusca, Gastropoda, Planorbidae. Gene Ontology annotation, cellular component: endoplasmic reticulum; membrane. Gene Ontology annotation, biological process: phosphatidic acid biosynthetic process. The record is from RefSeq and is a predicted model, not a curated record. The transcript has 6 exons. Bases 605 to 1420 code for a protein of 271 amino acids. Gene Ontology annotation, molecular function: 1-acylglycerol-3-phosphate O-acyltransferase activity.
CCAUGGAAUUAUAAUGGAUAAACCUUUCGACAGGCCCUAGCGAUUAUGAAAACAACCUUUGCCCCUUGCCAGUUGAGCGACUGAACGAAGGCGUCGAAGUAGAUCCAAUCUAGACUCUAGAUCUAGAUUAUAAUUAUAUUCUAGAGUGGAUCUAUCUAUAUACUUAUAUAGUUUAGAUCAAGUUUUGACUAGAUUGUGACUAGAUCUAUUUUUUUUUUAUCAGGGAUCUAAUAGGCCGAUAAACUAUCAUCAAAUCAUCUAUUAUUAUAUUUUUUAUUAUACCGACAAGUCACAAUACACUUAAUACAGUUGCAGUUCAGUGUGAGCCUGUGACUGUGUGUGAGAGAGUGUGACAAUACAAUAUAGAUCUAGUUCUAGACGUCUACUUACAGUCAUACUCACUUAGAUUCCAGAUACUGUCAGUGACAGUGUCAAUAGAUUCUAGAAUAGUAGUCAAUAGUUAAAUAUGAUAUAGUACUAGUCUAGAUCUACUAUUACAUUGAGAAUCUACUAAAAUAAUAUGAAUUAUGAAUCUAUUGUCAGUAUUGUUAUAAUUGUAAAUUCUAUGAUUCAUUGAUUUGAAUCUUGAGUUUGAUUAUUUGUCAUGAUGGCUGUAUUGGACAGUCUGACUUUAUGGCAGUUCAUAAUUAUUUUCCUAUUACUUGUGAUACCUGUGGCCUAUCAGCUUUCUGGCACUUUUAAAUAUUAUUUCAAAUUACUGAUUUAUCAUACCCUUACAAUUUUGAUUGGGUUAGGAGUUUGUUUUUAUGCUUUACCAAGAGGAAGAAAUACAAAGAAUCAUAAUUUUGUGACUGGAUGUGUCAAGCUGUUCCUAUGGAGAGCUGUAGGUGUCAAAGUGCUCAUAAGAGGUCAAGAAAUACUGGAGAAAGAUGAGCCUGCUGUCAUUGUAGUUAACCAUCAAAGCUCUUUAGAUAUGAUUCCACUGUUUACCUUUUGGCCAGAAAACUGUGUCAGUCUUGCCAAGAGAGAGUUAUGGUUGACUGGGCCUUUUGGGCUAGGUGCCUGGCUAUGUGGUACAAUCUACAUCAACAGGCUUGAUCAUCAGAGUGCACGUAAGACAAUGGAGACAGCAGCUGAAUUAAUAAUUAAGAAAAAGCUCAAAGUAGCAAUUUUUCCAGAAGGAACUCGCAACUAUAAUGGAUCUAUGUUGCCAUUCAAAAAAGGUGCUUUUCACCUCGCUGUGACAGGACAGGUACCUAUAAUCCCAGUGGUGUUCUCUUCCUAUGACAAGUUUUACAGUAAAAAUGAUAAAAGAUUUGAUGAGGGCAAUGUCCUUGUUGAGGUUUUACCUCCUAUUCCCACCACUGGUCUUAAGACUGAGGAUGUGGCUACACUCACAGAAACCACCAGGAAUCAGAUGCUGGCAUGCUUUGAUCGCAUCAGCCAGGAAAUGAAGUAACCUGGAGAGCUGGACUCUGUGUUUGAUGCUAUGUUCUGUCCUGCUUUUUUCUUUUUCACUCAAUUUUUUUUAGAAAAAGCAUUAUCUUACAGACAGCUUGUUGAAUAUCUGUUGUGUCAAUGUAUAUAAUAGUAUCAAGUUUGACAAGAGCAGUCCAAUAUUAUGAAUGCUACUUUAUAUAUAUAUAUGUUUAGCUUGUGUGAUAUAAGCGUUGCUGAGUGUAAAGGAGAAAAAAAAAAGAACUGAAUGGAUCUGAUAACUUACAUUAUUUCUUGAAUAGUAUUUCUCCUACAACCUUGUUUGAACUCAAACUAUGGAAUCUAUUUGUGAUUGUUAACAUGAUAGUUCCUUACAUAUUGCAAAGGGAUAUUUUUUAACACUUAUAAAAGGACUAGAAAAUGUUUUAGAAGUAGAAAAAAAAAUUAACUAGUUUUUGUUUAACAGCUUUUUAUAUUAUCUAAAAGUUUAGUUAAACAAAAUUCAAAAUCCAGCAUGGAAAUGAAAAUUAAUAAAGAUAAACAUUUCUUUAAGUAUUUCUGAGUUAUUUCAAAAAAAAAAUUAAAUUUUAAAAAUUCCUAGAUGUAAGUUAGAAUAUUCUCAUUCAGAAGUCAGAUAAAUUUAUUAAAAAGGCAUUUGGCAUUAUUUUGCUUUUUUUUUUUUAAGAAUUGAGCUUAGCAAACAGAAAAAUAUUAUAACCUUGUUAACCAAUAAAACUUGAAACAUCUUAUUGAAAGAUGUUUAAAGUAAAGGCUUGCAUAUUUUGUUUAGAAAUCCACUGACAUUAACUUCUAUACACAUUUCUUUUCUUGGACUUAAGCUUGAUUUUUAAAUUGCCUACAUACCCCCAUUAUAUCGAUUUUUAUCAAACAGAAAAUCAAACAUUUACAAAACACUAUUUCUCUGACAAUUAAAGAAAAUAAAUUUAUGAUCUUGAUUGAGCUGAUUAAGUUAUAUCAGGAAAGAUCAACUUUUUUGUAUGCAUGUGGAAAUUGCAGCAAAGAAAUGAAAGUGUCUAAUGGAUGUAUAAAAACUGGUGAAAUCAAGUCCUCCCCUGCUAGAUUCUUUAGCAGUCAAGUGUUUUUAUUCAUGACAAAAUGAUUGUCUUUCAUAUUUUAUCUAUUUACAUUUUUAUUCCUUGAAUGAGUCAGACUUGAUAAAUAUUUUAUCUCUGCUGUAUUCAUGUGCUGCAUAAGUAAUGUUAUCAGACCUUAGUGAUCAGUUUUUCUUUUUGUAUCAUGGUUGUAUAAUUCAUUAGAACAACAAUCAGUAUUUGAAAUGUGCUCGAUAAACUUACGCAGAUUGUAUUAUACGUAUUGAGUUGUUUCUAUGUCUAUUAUUUUAUCAAACAUUCAUGCUGAUGAAUUUAUUGUCUUAUGUUUUGUAACGACUCAAUGAGUUGUUUUUAAAGAAAAUUUCUUGGUGCUGUAGACUUCGAGAGGAUGGAUCACAUUCUUUAGAGUGAAAACAAACUCACAAAACUAAAUCUUCUUUCUAGUAUUUAAAAUUGGAAAUUAAAACAAAUUCAGUAUCUAAUUCAGCAACAAGUGUAAUGCAGGUCCAAGAUCUGAUGGUCAGAUGUUUUAAUGGUGUUUGUUAAACAUUUGUUUGAUAGCUUUCAUAUCUUAAGGUACUAACGUUAAGAGUAGCAGUGUUUUUGUUUUGUGUCAUAAAUUUUUUUUUUUUCAAAUAUAUUGUCUGAUGUUGACAAUAAUUGAAACUUUUAUCAAGCUAGUGAUGUUUAAUGCGUGUACAGGGUUACCAGAAUCAUUCUUCAUUAAAAUGACUUGAAAAAAAAAUGGGUCGAGCAUUGAAUUUAUUAUCAAAGAAGAGUAUUUAUAUGAAGUGACAAUUAAGUGCUCUCUCAUGUCCAUGAAGCCAAAAGAACAGUUUCAUAGUUUGUUUUUAUUUACAUUGUCAUAAAAAAUGCAGUAGAAAAUUGUAUGAACUAUUGUCUCAAUGUUCUUAAGUAGAGCAACACAUUUGUCAACAAACCAUACCAAAUGUUUUGUUCCAUUGUAAACUAUAAACAGAGUUUCAUUUUCUGGUGUUUAUACUUUGUUUUUGAGCUUCAACUUCUUUUUUUUUUUUUUUUUUUUUUUGCUACAAAGUACAUUAUUGAAUCAUAAAUUGAUAAUAAAUAAAGAAAAAAAAUAUCUGCUUUUAUUCAACACUUGUCAAUUGUUUAGUAAAAAAAUAAAUUAGUCUUUUUACACUAUCAAAUCAUUUACACUUGAUCAUUUGUUUGAACACUCUCAGUAUAUAUAUAUAUAUAUAUAUAUAUGUAUAAAUGUCAGCUCUGUCUAGGAAUAUUUCACUGUUACCUUUUGAAUUUCUUAAACUUGCAUUGAAAAAGCAUUCUGUAAAAUUUGGACAAGUUCAAUGUACCAUUUUUAUAGCAAUUUGUUUUUUUUUACAUUUAAUGUUUCACUUUAGAAUUACAGACAAGACCUUUAUUUUUAUAAAAAUGUUUUGCUCAGACCAAUUCUAUUAAGAUGGCACAUGUAUGUGAUAUCAAUUAUAUGGCACUAAAAACUGGUUCAGAUUUGAAAGCAUCAGUUGUGUUCAAUGAGAUAGGCCACAUGCUGGUCUGGCUUUGUUUCUUUAAUAAAGAUGUAUUAUGAAUCAAGUGAAGAAACCCAUAUUGCAUGUAUAAAUUUACCAUAGAACUGUACACCAGUAUACUUUCUACAUUUGUUUUCUCUCUUUCUCAUUCCUUGGAAAGUAAAAGAAACAAAUCCAGAACCUUGUAGACAUAAACAACUUUACUUUGUGGAACUGAGUACUCAUUGAAGUCUAGGAAAUAUAUUUGAAAAGGGGGGGGGGUCGCAAAAUGUUUUAUUGCCAACUUUGAAAAGGGGAAAAAAAGUUUUAUGACGCCAAUUCUUUAUUGAUUUGUUAGAAAAGUUAAGUUUUUUUUUUUUUAAUCUGUUAGUUUUUUUUUAAUAAUAUUUGACAGUUUUAUCUUUAAUUACUAAUUAUAUGUAAGAUUUGGAAGCCAAGUCGUUGUGCAAGGGGAAAUAAUUUUGACUUAAUUACAUAGUUGUUAAUUAAACUGUAACAUUUUCUUUUUGGAUUGAAAGAUGUUUCUAGCAGGUGACUUAAGUUUCCCUGUUUCAAUGGCUUACACUUUACAGUAUCUACAAAAAUGUUGUGUAGUCAGCAUGUUGACCCAACUGUCCUUUUUGGUGUUUAAAUUCCCAUCUGGUCUGGCUGGACUUAGAUCCAAAGUGUAACUUCUGAUCAGUCAGGCCAGUACUCACAAUGAGAUAUGUUGCACUUAUGCUGUACCUGAUCAUCAUACAACGUUUUACUCCAUGAGUACACUGUGGAUUUAUUGAAAAGUCUGACAGUUGGCCUUGAAGUUGUUGACUAGAUCCAAUGUAGACUUGUACAUGUCUGAUUUAAUAUAUAUUGAAGUGAUAAUGUUAUAAUAGUUAUAGUGCUAAGUAUUUCCUUUCCAAUUUGAUUUUUCACUUUUAAAUUUGGUAAGUUAAACACUUUUUUUAAAACAAUUGUUUUAUUAUGCCAGAUUUAUUUUUAUUUUGGCUAUAAAUUCAAUACUUGAAUAAAAAAAUAAAACAUUUUUACUUGAA